CAACAACAACAGCAAUAACAGCAACAACAACAAAAACAACAGACCCCCACAAACCCCAAGGAGUGAGACAAAGAAGUAUCACGUGAUAAAGCGGCGGCUGGUAUGAAUGUGGCACUCAUUGAUGCGUUCAAUGGAAGGAGAGGGUCUAUUUACUCUUUCUUCAUCUGGACACGUCAAUCAGCCCAGGUCAUCAAGGGCGUUCAAACCGUUUCUCCCCUAAGUUGUCUUUUUCAGUCAGCAUAUACCACUUGAGCUGCAUCAGCUGCAGCUUGAUCUCGUCAUGAGCGAGUGCCACACCGCCCAGGACGCUUUCGAGCACGCGCCGGCGAUGAUGGCGCCGACCGGAUCCUCCACCCCAGCUACUCCAUUCUCCAAGCCUUCCACACUUCCCCCGCAAUCCCAAUCACUGUGCAGGGACAAUCUUGAUAGAUGGUUACUCAAGCGGAACCCCCCACGGUGCCCCAAGAAUCUAGCCGACUGGCUGCUCGAUCAUCAAAUUGAGAUCCCCCUCAAUCUCCUCGCCCUCCUCAUCGUCAAUCACCUGUUCGUUCCCCGCGCACGCCAACACACAUCCAAAUUCUUCUCCCUAUCGCACUACAACCCAAACACGGGACGAUAUGCCAUCGGCGACGGGGACUUUUACUUCCUUGGGUUCUGCGUGGUGCUCUACACGGGCCUCCGCGCGGGAAUCAUGAAGUAUAUCCUCGCACCGCUAGCGACACACUGGGGCAUCUCCAAGAGGAAGGAUAUCACGCGAUUCUCCGAGCAGGCGUGGCUGUUGUGCUACUACUCGGUCUUCUGGACGCUGGGUCUGUACAUUUACGGCACCUCCAAGUACUACCUCAACCUCCGCGAGAUGUUCACCGACUGGCCCACGCGCGACCUCCCGGGCCUCACCAAGGUCUACAUCCUGGGCCAAUGGGCGUUCUGGCUGCAGCAGAUCCUCGUCCUGAACAUCGAGGCCCGUCGCAAGGACCACUGGCAGAUGCUCGCCCACCACCUGGUGACGGUCGUGCUGAUUUCCACCGCGUAUGCCUUGCAUCUCACCCGGGUGGCCAACCUGGUGCUCAUCCUGAUGGAUGUGGUGGAUAUCUUUUUCCCGCUCGCGAAAUGCCUCAAAUAUCUCGGCUACACCACCGCCCGCGACAUCCUCUUCGGCGUCUUCAUGCUCGCGUGGUUCCUGGCCCGCCACGUCUGCUACCUGCUCACCAUGUGGGGGAUCUGGAAGUACAUGCCCGAGACGAUUGCUGAGGGGUGCUACCACAUUCCUGCCAGUGGCACCCAGGACUCGCUCCAGGGGCCGACGCCUCUCCCGGUCCAUGGCUGGUCCCACCUGUGGACCCCGUUCUAUAACCCCACAGGUCCCAUCUGCUACAGCGAUGGCAUCCGGUGGGGGUUUUUGGGGGCCCUGGGGUUCCUGCAGCUGCUGACGGUGCUGUGGUUUGUGUUGAUUGUCAAGGUGGCGGUGCGGGUUGUGCAGGGGAUUGGGGCGGAUGAUAUUCGGAGUGAUGAUGAGGAGGAAGAUGAGAUGGAUGUGGAGGAGGAUGAGAACGAGAUGGUGAAGCUGUCCCCAUCCCCGUCAUCGGGGUGGAAGCGCAGGGCAGCUGGCAGCCGACGGCCGGCGAGCUCGUCAGGCGUCAGCUUCGAUCGGAAGGAGUUGCUGAGUCGGAUUGGGUGUGAGAAACAGGUGGAUUGAUUUGAGUAUCUUUCUUCUAUCUUCCUAAGGAAGCUGAAAAUAAAACGCAGCCUGUUGGGGCCUGGUCGAUUUCCCUGCGCAAAUUCAGAUGCGUUGUACGGCUUGGAUGGAAAUCUUCUGUUCAUGCAGUGGCCUGUAUGAGGAUCGGUGCUUACAGGGUAGACGAUCGCUGCAUCGUAGGUGGAUGUAUUCAGGACGGCGUUAUGAUAUACAUGAGAGGAAACAAAUAAUCCGGAAACUGGCGAGUAUGAUGUGUGCUGCACUAAAUGAUCAGACACUCUC
Messenger RNA from Aspergillus aculeatus ATCC 16872, 1978 nucleotides. RefSeq lists its product as uncharacterized. Gene Ontology annotation, cellular component: membrane. Gene Ontology annotation, molecular function: sphingosine N-acyltransferase activity. Gene Ontology annotation, biological process: ceramide biosynthetic process. Bases 281 to 1696 code for a protein of 471 amino acids. The record is from RefSeq and is a predicted model, not a curated record. The transcript is spliced from 4 exons. Lineage: Eukaryota; Fungi; Ascomycota; Eurotiomycetes; Eurotiales; Aspergillaceae.